AUGACCAAAACCGAGCAGAAUGCCUGCCUGAUCGUCAUUGAUGGCUGGGGUAUCCCCUCCGCGGAAUCCCCAAAGGACGGCGAUGCCAUUGCCGCCGCUAAGACCCCCGUGAUGGACGAGUUCUCCAAGAGCGCAACCGGAUUCACAGAGUUGGAAGCUUCAUCUCUCGCCGUCGGUCUGCCUGAGGGCCUGAUGGGCAACUCUGAGGUUGGCCAUUUGAACAUUGGUGCUGGGCGUGUGGUGUGGCAAGACGUUGUGCGCAUCGACCAGACAAUCAAGAAUGGCGAACUUAGCAAGAACGACGUUAUCAAGAAGACUCUAGAGUCGGCCAAGAAUGGAAACGGAAGACUGCACCUUGCCGGUCUGAUCUCUCAUGGUGGUGUGCACUCGAAACAGGAGCAUUUGUAUGCUCUCCUCAAGGCCGCCAAGGAAGCUGGUGUGCCCAAGGUCUUCAUCCACUUCUUCGGAGACGGCCGUGAUACUGAUCCGAAGUCUGGUGCCGGAUACAUGCAGGAGCUCCUGGACACCAUCAAGGAGAUUGGUAUUGGUCAAUUGGCCACUGUGGUCGGCCGCUACUAUGCUAUGGACCGUGACAAGAGAUGGGACAGAGUCGAGCUUGCCCUCAAGGGCUUGGUUCUUGGAGAGGGCGAGGAGAGCACGGACCCGGUGGCGACUGUCAAGGAACGAUACGAGAAGGGGGAGAAUGACGAGUUCCUCAAGCCCAUCAUCGUGGGUGGGGAUGAAGCCCGUAUCAAGGAUGAUGACACCGUCUUCUUCUUCAACUAUCGAUCUGAUCGUGUCCGCCAAAUCACACAGCUGCUUGGAGGCGUUGAUCGCUCACCAAAGCCCGACUUCCCUUACCCCAAGAUCAACCUCGUCACCAUGACGCAGUACAAGCUCGACUACCCCUUCGAGAUUGCCUUCAAGCCUCAGCACAUGGGUAAUGUCCUUGCAGAGUGGCUAGGCAAGCAAAAUGUCGAGCAGGUCCAUAUUGCUGAGACUGAGAAAUAUGCCCAUGUCACAUUCUUCUUCAACGGAGGUGUUGAGAAGGUUUUCCCUCUCGAGACCCGUGACGAGAAGCAAGAUCUAGUGCCGUCAAACAAGAGUGUUGCGACCUACGACAAGGCACCGGAAAUGAGCGCCGAUGGUGUGGCUAACCAGGUCGCUAAGCGUCUGGCGGAGCACAAGUUCCCUUUCGUGAUGAAUAACUUUGCUCCCCCAGAUAUGGUCGGCCAUACUGGCGUGUACGAGGCCGCCAUUGUCGGCUGCGAGGCCACUGACAAGGCCAUUGGCAAGAUCUGGGAGGCUUGCAAGAAGGAGGGCUACAUCCUAUUCAUCACCGCCGACCACGGCAAUGCCGAGGAGAUGAAGUUCCCUGACGGCAAGCCCAAGACCAGCCACACCACCAACAAGGUGCCGUUCAUCAUGGCCAACGCGCCGGAGGGCUGGAGCCUCAAGAAGGUCGGCGGAGUGCUGGGUGAUGUCGCGCCGACUGUUCUGGCGGCUAUGGGACUGAGCCAGCCCGAGGAGAUGACUGGUGAGAGCUUGCUGGUCAAGGCAUAA
Molecule: messenger RNA, 1563 nt
Organism: Phaeoacremonium minimum UCRPA7
Lineage: Eukaryota; Fungi; Ascomycota; Sordariomycetes; Togniniales; Togniniaceae
Product: putative -bisphosphoglycerate-independent phosphoglycerate mutase protein
Exons: 3
Coding region: 1-1563 (520 amino acids)
Biological process (GO): glucose catabolic process
Cellular component (GO): cytoplasm
Molecular function (GO): manganese ion binding
Source: RefSeq, a predicted model, not a curated record